Molecule: messenger RNA, 1321 nt
Organism: Argentina anserina (silverweed cinquefoil)
Lineage: Eukaryota; Viridiplantae; Streptophyta; Magnoliopsida; Rosales; Rosaceae
Product: pyridoxal kinase
Exons: 11
Coding region: 298-1113 (271 amino acids)
Biological process (GO): pyridoxal 5'-phosphate salvage
Cellular component (GO): cytosol
Molecular function (GO): pyridoxal kinase activity
Source: RefSeq, a predicted model, not a curated record
CUUCCUCUUUGCAGAAACCCUUCUUCUCAAUUUUGCAGAGAUCAAAAUCCAGACUCGUCGCCAAGCUUUAGAAAUUCCGAGAUGACCCCUCCCAUUCUUUCAUUAGCUCUGCCGUCCGAGACUGGCCGAGUUCUUAGUAUCCAGUCGCACACAGUUCAGGGAUAUGUUGGGAAUAAAUCAGCUGUGUUCCCGCUGCAAUUAUUAGGCUAUGAUGUGGAUCCAAUUAAUUCUGUCCAGUUCUCAAACCACACAGGCAAGCUGCUUCCACUUCAUCCGAACAUAUCUUUUUAGGCUUACAUGCUGUCCUUAAUUGAAUGUAGGUGGCAAUGUGAUUCAACUGACCUUAAUAUGUUUGCAGGAUACCCAACAUUUAAGGGUCAAGUUUUAAAUGGAGAACAGCUUUGGGAAUUGAUACAAGGCCUUGAAGCAAAUAAUCUAUUAUACUACACCCAUUUAUUAACAGGUUAUAUUGGUUCAGUUUCUUUUCUGAGCACUGUGUUGGAAGUUGUCAAGAAACUUCGCUCUGUAAACCCAAAACUUAGAUAUGUCUGUGAUCCAGUGAUGGGUGAUGAAGGGAAGUUGUAUGUCCCUCCAGAGCUGGUAUCUGUAUACCGUGAAAAGGUUGUCCCUGUUGCUUCAAUGUUGACUCCCAAUCAAUUUGAAGCAGAAUUGCUUACGAACACCAGAAUUGAGUCUGAAAGAGAUGGCCGUGACGCUUGUAACAUCCUUCAUGCUGCUGGGCCAUCAAUGGUUGUGAUAACAAGCAUAAAUAUAGAUGGUAAACUUCUUCUAAUUGGCAGUCAUCAAAAGGAACAAGGUCUAUCUCCGGAGCAAUUCAAGAUUGUGAUUCCUAAGAUUCCUGCCUAUUUCACAGGAACAGGUGAUCUUACAACUGCGCUUUUACUUGGUUGGAGUAAUAAAUAUCCUGAGAACCUAGACAAGGCAGCAGAGCUUGCUGUGUCAUCUUUGCAGGCCCUUCUGCAGAGGACAGUAAAUGAUUAUAGAAGUGUCGGCCAUGAUCCCCAGACAACCAGUUUGGAGAUUCGAUUAAUACAAAGUCAGGAUGACAUUCGUCAACCUCAGAUUAAACUCAGAGCUGAAAAAUAUGCCUAAUGUAUAGAAAGGUUAAAAUAAUAUUUGGAACAUUUUAUCAUUUGAAGCUAGAAGUGGCGAGCAGUUAUAACAAUGUUUGAUUAGUGUUAAACACUUAUAUAUAGGCUGUCGUGGGAAGUUUGAAUUCGUCAGUGAUAUUACACAAACUAUAAUAAAAUCAAUAAAUAUAUUCAGGAAAUAAAAAGAACCCAAACUGUAUUCAGGUGCU